Messenger RNA from Lucilia sericata (common green bottle fly), 1152 nucleotides. RefSeq names its product probable isoaspartyl peptidase/L-asparaginase CG7860. NCBI's taxonomy places the organism in Eukaryota, Metazoa, Arthropoda, Insecta, Diptera, Calliphoridae. The record is from RefSeq and is a predicted model, not a curated record. Gene Ontology annotation, molecular function: asparaginase activity.
AUAUUCCAGCAGUUGUGAAUAAGCAGCUGAUGGGCAAAAACCUCUAAAAGAUAUUUCGAAACAUAUUUUAUAUUUUAUUAUUUCGAAAGAAAAACUGCAAUGGAACCAAUUUUACUUAUACACGGUGGAGCAGGAAAUAUUACAGAUGCUAGGGUAUCGGGUAAUUAUGGUAUGAAAGAGGCUCUACGAUCCGCCAAAGAACAUUUAUGGCCUUCAAAUGGAGGCGAGGCUAAUGUCUUAGAUGCCGUUGAGGCAGCAGUUCGAGCAAUGGAAACCGAUCCCAAUUUUAAUGCCGGCUAUGGUGCCUGUUUAAAUAUAGAUGAAAAGGCUGAAGUUGAAGCCAGUAUUAUGGAGGGUAAAGAGCUUAAGGCUGGCUGUGUAACACUUUUGCACGAUAUUUUACAUCCAAUAUCAGUGGCCCGCCGAAUAAUGGAAAAAACUCAACACACGUUUUUGGGAGGAACUUCCGCACAUCAAUUGCAGCAGGAGGGUUUUCAACAAUUACAGCAAGGUUCUUUGAUAACGAGAGAAGCUAUUUUGGCAUUAAAAGAAUUUAAAGAUUUACGAGCAAGAGGUAUCGAUACAACCUAUGCAAGAACAGAACUUGAUGCUCCUGGUGAGCCGGGUACUGUGGGUGCAGUAGCUAUCGAUUCCAAGGGCAAUAUCGCAGUUGCCACUUCAACAGGUGGUAUUACAGGCAAAUUAGCUGGACGCAUUGGUGACACACCUCUAUUGGGUUGUGGUACAUAUGCCGAUAAUACGUUGGGAGGCGUUUCAACUACAGGUCAUGGCGAGACUACAAUGCGUUUUAAUUUAGCACAAAAAAUUCUCUCGAAAAUACGUUAUGAAAAAAAGACUGCUCAAGAGGCAACGGAAGAAAGCUGCAAAGAAAUGACUGAACGUUUAGUUGGUACUGGCGGAGCUAUAACAAUUGAUUCUAAAGGAGAAAUUGGCAUAUAUUGGACUUCGAAACGCAUGGCAUGGGCAUAUACAAAGGGGAAAGAUAUAGGUUUGGAAUUAAUCAUAAUGAAGAAUUCACGGAGCAAUUGUAAAUUUGUGAAUUGUUUUUUUUUUUUUUUAAUUUUGUAUAAAAAGAAAAUUUUUGUAAAAAAGGAAAUUUAUCGAAAAUUUUUGUAAAAAAAAGAAAAUUUG